Molecule: messenger RNA, 812 nt
Organism: Darwinula stevensoni
Lineage: Eukaryota; Metazoa; Arthropoda; Ostracoda; Podocopida; Darwinulidae
Source: the annotation of a GenBank genome assembly
AUGGAUUCGAGCUUAGGCAACUAUGGAAACCGAGGAGGCGAAUAUGGAAACCGAGGAGGCAACUAUGGAAACCGAGGAGGCGAAUAUGGAAACCGAGGAGGUAGCUAUGGAAACCGAGGAGGCAACUAUGGGAGCCAAGGAGGCACGUACGGAGGAAGGGGAGUAAACUUCGGAGAUAACGAAGAUUCGGGCGAGGAGGGAACGAGAAGAGCCCAGUAUGGAGGCCGAGGAGGCAAUUAUGGAAACCGAGGAAACAACUACGGAGGAAAGGGAGGAGGCUACGGAGGAGGAGUAUUCUUCGGAGAUAGAGAAGGUUCCAACGAAGAGUGGCAUACUGACAACAGAUACGGAGGCCGAGGGAGCACCUUUGGAAGAAGAGUAUACACCUUCGGAGACAAUGAAGGUGGCUUCGGAAGAGGCAGAGGCAACACGAGACCACGAGGAUGGAGGAGGCAUUACCCCUGCAAGGACAGCGUGGAGGGCCCAGCAUGGUGGAAGAUCUGGAACUGCUGAUUGCCUAAUUGCCCUUUCAAAUGUCUUUCCGAUACGUAUCCACCCUUUUCCGAACUACGGUCUAUCACGCACUUUGCGCUGCACUAUUUGCGCUCUGCACCAUGCACGAUCUGCACCUGCACGCACCUUGUCCCUUUAUGAACCUUCGGCCGAUACAAACGCAUCUGAGUCGGAGUAAUAGCUUCUGUUUCAUCCAGAGAUUUGGAGCAAUCCGCCAAAAUAUAUGCAAAAAUAGAAAAUAUGAGAAAAUAUAGAAAAUAGAAAAAUAAAUAAAUAUAUGCAAAAAAGCCAAAACGCCG